AGAAAAGUGGAUUCUCUUAAAUUGCCUACGACAAAGGUUAGGUGCGUUAGAUUUAUUGAACGAAAGCAAUGGAUUGUUGCUGGUACAGAGGAUGGCUAUAUCCAUGUGUACAGCUGCGAGACAAAGAUUCAAAAGCUCAAAAGUUUCAGAGCUUUCACUGAUAGGCAUGGGUAUCUCAGCUUGCUAGCCGUGCAUUUAACCCGUCCGUAUUUGUUGUCAGCGGGUACACACAUGAAACUUUGGGACUGGGACAAGGGUUGGGAGUGUGUGCAGACAUUUGAGUGUUACUUUGGGGGAUUUAGGGAGACAAUAUAUGAUGCCGCAUUUAAUCAUAAUGACACAUUUGCUACUACUUCAUCGAAUACAUUUUUAAGUGAGACAGCAACAUACUUACAUAAGGUUUGGAGCUUUGAUUCUCCCAAAUCUGUAAGCACUCUGCCUGGGCACUCGAAAUCACUGAACUGCCUUGCUUUCUUCAUAUGUCAAGAUCAAGAAUUUUUGGUUACCGGCUCAGAUGAUCAUAAUGCCAAGAUAUGGUACUUGCAGGAGAACAUAUGUGCAUAUACACUUGAAGCUUUCACAUCGCCAGUUAGGACAUAUUCAGACCCCCCUACGCUUACAAGAAUCAUCAAUAUUGGUUGUAUUGGAGCUGUCUACCAUCUUGCAAGUGCGAUGG
This is a messenger RNA of Triticum aestivum (bread wheat), 676 nucleotides long. RefSeq names its product coatomer subunit beta'-2. Gene Ontology annotation, biological process: intracellular protein transport; intra-Golgi vesicle-mediated transport; retrograde vesicle-mediated transport, Golgi to endoplasmic reticulum. Gene Ontology annotation, molecular function: protein binding. Gene Ontology annotation, cellular component: COPI vesicle coat. The record is from RefSeq and is a predicted model, not a curated record. NCBI's taxonomy places the organism in Eukaryota, Viridiplantae, Streptophyta, Magnoliopsida, Poales, Poaceae.